Molecule: messenger RNA, 1323 nt
Organism: Parascedosporium putredinis
Lineage: Eukaryota; Fungi; Ascomycota; Sordariomycetes; Microascales; Microascaceae
Source: the annotation of a GenBank genome assembly
AUGACUUGGCGAAAUAAGGAUCACCCCAUCUUCGCCACCGGAGAGGGCGGCGACCCCAACGGCGGCUACGGCUGGGUCUGCGCCGUCGCCGCCGCCUUCAUCAACGCGCACACCUGGGGGCUCAACUCGAGCUACAGCGUGUUUCUCGCCUACUACCUGCGCGCCGACAUCUACCCCAACGCCACCUCCCUCGAGUUCGCCUUCAUCGGGUCCCUGAGCAUCGCGUGCGCCCUGCUCGUCUCCCCGCUCGCCACCCUCGCCGUGCGCGAGUUCGGCACCAAACCCACUUUAUUCCUCGGCGUCGCUCUCGAGACCGCCAGCCUCGUGUGCGCCAGCUUCGCCCACAAGAUCUGGCACCUCUUUUUAACCCAGGGCGUCCUCUUCGGUCUCGGCAUGGGCUUCAUCUUCGUGCCCAGCGUCGCCAUCAUCCCCCAGUGGUUCACCACGCGCAGGUCCCUGGCUAACGGCAUCGCCGCCGCCGGCUCGGGCAUCGGCGGCCUGGUGUACUCGCUCGCCAGCGGCGCCAUGAUUGAGCGUCUCGGCAUCCAGUGGACCUACCGCAUCCUCGGCAUCAUCGCGUGCGUCGUCAACACCAUUUGCGCCAUCCUCCUGCGCGACCGCAACAAGAUUAUCGGCUCGCGCCACGUCCCCUUCGACACCGGCCUCCUCAAGCGCACCGAAUACCUCGUCCUCCUCUCCUACGGCUGGUUCAGCAUGCUCGGCUACGUCGUGCUCAUCUUCAGCCUCGCCAACUACGCCAACAGCAUCGGCCUCAACGCGUCCCAGGCGUCCCUCGCCAGCGCCAUCUUCAACCUCGGCCAGGGCCUCGGCCGCCCCUUUGUCGGGCUCUUCAGCGACAGGACGGGGCGGAUCAACAUGGCCGGCCUCAUAACCUCGGCGUCCUCCUCUUUUCACCGUCGCCGGCGGUACGGUGGCGGGCACGUUUUGGGUCGCCGUCGCCCCGUUACCGCGGAAGUUGUGGGGCUCGCCGACGUGCCUGCCGCGCUGAACCUCAUGUGGCUCGUCAUCGCGCUCCCCUGCGCCUUUAGCGAGCCGAUGGCGCUCGAAAUUGUCGCUGGCACGGGCAAGUAUAUUGGCGCGCAGCUCUUCACCGGCUUCAUGUUUAUUGUCGCGGGUUUGCUGUUGGUCGUUCUCCGCGGCUGGAAGAUCGCCGAGAUUGAGGCUAUAGCGUAUGCCACGCACCAGGAACCGAGCGCCGUCGACCCUACCGCACCCAAUGGCCCUAUCACGGAAAAGGGUCAGCCUGUGCACGUCAAGAAGGCAGAGAUGAUGGCAAAAUGCCUAAAGCCAGUCAGGGUUUAG